This is a messenger RNA of Penicillium longicatenatum, 1284 nucleotides long. RefSeq lists its product as uncharacterized. Lineage: Eukaryota; Fungi; Ascomycota; Eurotiomycetes; Eurotiales; Aspergillaceae. Gene Ontology annotation, molecular function: transmembrane transporter activity. The transcript has 3 exons. Gene Ontology annotation, biological process: transmembrane transport. Gene Ontology annotation, cellular component: fungal-type vacuole membrane. The record is from RefSeq and is a predicted model, not a curated record. Bases 1 to 1284 code for a protein of 427 amino acids.
AUGGAGACGUUCGAGACUUCCUCUCAGGAAGCUCUUUCAGAGCACCAUGAAGCGAACUUGCCACCAGUGGAUGGAGGGAGAAGAGCAUGGCUUUUCCUUGCAGCUUGUUUCGUGAUUGAAGCUUUGAUUUGGGGUUUCACUUUUUCUUUUGGCAUUUUCCAAGAUUAUUACAGUACACAUGAGCCAUUCAAGAGCUCAGGUGAUAUUGCCAUUGUUGGUACAUGUGCAAUGGGUAUUUCCUACAUGUUACUGCCUGUGGCAUUCAUCCUGCUACAAGUAAUGCCCCGCCUCAAGCUAUGGGCUGGCCCAAUAGGAUUUGUCAUUAUGUGUCUAGCUCUUUCUUUGAGCUCCUUCGCAACAAAUACCACCCACCUUAUUGCUUCCCAGGGUGUUGCGUACGGUAUCGGUGCAAGCCUUGCAUAUGCACCGACAAUCAUCUUCAUGGAUGAAUGGUUUGUGCGUCGGAAAGGACUGGCUUUCGGAAUUAUGUGGGCUGGAACCGGUCUUUCGGGUGUCAUCCUUCCCAUCGUUCUUCAAUGGAUGCUGGAUACAUUCGGACAUAAAACGGCUCUACGUGCAUGGUCUAUCAUUUUGUUACUUGUCGGCGGACCACUCCUCGCAUUCCUUCGACCUCGACUGCCCAUUUCACGUGCUUCGCAGCCCCGGCCAUUGGACUUCAGGUUCCUUUGGGAUACGACCUUCCUGAUUUAUGAAUCUGGGAACAUCAUGGAGGCUAUGGGAUAUUUCCUUCCGACUAUUUAUUUACCUACGUAUGCCAAAAGUCUUGGUGCCAGUGGUAUCGAGUCUACGCUUACUGUUAUGGUCUUUAAUCUUGCCUCUGUUUUUGGGUGUGUGAUUAUGGGCUCCUUGGUUGAUCGGUACCAUGCUACUACCUGCAUCUUGGCUUCAACAGUUGGUAGUACUGUUGCUGUAUUUCUGAUCUGGGGGUUGGCUGACAGUUUGGCGCCACUGUACAUUUUCUGUAUCUUUUACGGAUUGUUUGCUGGGUCGUUCACUUCUACUUGGCCGGCAGUUGUCAACGAGGUCACGAAGAGGAGUAUUUAUACUGACCCUAGUCUUAUCUUUGGACUUCUGUCAACUGGGAGAGGCAUUGGGAAUAUUGUUAGUGGGCCUCUUAGUGGAGCUCUACUUGACCAACAUGCUUGGGAUGGUGUUGCUGCGAAGGCAUAUGGUACUGGUUAUGGGCCUUUGAUUGUCUUUACUGGUGUUUCUGCUUUUCUGGGUGGCAUUGGUGUUGUUGCAAGACUGGCAGUGCGCUCGUGA